Molecule: messenger RNA, 1338 nt
Organism: Colletotrichum fioriniae
Lineage: Eukaryota; Fungi; Ascomycota; Sordariomycetes; Glomerellales; Glomerellaceae
Source: RefSeq, a predicted model, not a curated record
AUGCCAGAGAACGGCAAAGACGUGAAGUCUGAAGCGCAAGACGACAAGGAAAAGCGCGACAAGACCGAGAAUAAUGGCGGCCAUGCCCACUCGGCCAAGAGCCCCAAGAAACGCCGCAAGGUCAACCACGUUGCGCGCUUCGUCCGCCGGAGCUCCCUUGAGACUGCGAUUGCAGCUGCUGCAGCGACUCUCUCGGUGCCGCAAGUCGUGCGGAAGCACCAGCUAAUAUGCAUCAAGCGCAAUAUUGGCCACCUCUGCCACGAUGAGCCCCGCGACGCCGAUUCCAAAAAGGCCAAGAGCUCUCACGCGCCAUCCGCAGUUGAUGAGUCCGAGACGACGCAAUCCGAGCUCACGAGAAGCUCCAUCGACCAAUCCGCGACCGGGUCCAUGGGCCCGCCGCCCCCUUUCGACCGCAAGGCGUCUGCUUUUGGCGCCGCCGUACUGGGGCAGGGGAACCCGCUGCACCUCGUGUCCCCGGGGGCAGGCACCGGCAUGGCGGGAAACGGCAGCAAUAUGAACCAAUUCGCUGGAUUCUCUGAUGCCUGGUUGACGGCCCAGAAUCACUACCACGACAUGCAAAGCUAUCACCCCAACAACUACUUGAUCGCCCCCGAAGUCACGCACGAGUUCAACCUGCUGAAUGACUUCCUGCAGACCAGCUUACUGGACGACGGCGGCAUCGUCUCCGACGAGUCCCAAAACAGCCCCGCCUUCAGCAGGACCGCGGGCGCCAACGACAUGCUGCCGACGUUUGGGAGCCACAACGGUAAUAACCGGGCCGGUGCUGGCAAUGGCAACAACGCGCUUUCGCAAAUGCUGCCUCCACAGAACCUGGAGCAGGGCAAGGCGAUAUCACGGCCAGGUAGCAUCGUCCAGGGCGACAAAGACAAGGCGCGCGAAUACUACCUCCAGGCGGCCGAUCCGUCAGGAAAUGACACCCCCGAGGAGCGUAUGGACCGUGUAUUGAAGGCCAAGUACGAGGCUGGUCUGCUGAAGCCUUUCAACUAUGUCAAGGGCUACGCGCGACUGGGCACGUACCUGGAUGGCCACAUCGCUGCAUCGUCGAAACAAAAAAUUCUGCGAACGAUUGAUCGAUUCCGACCCAAAUUCCGAGAAAAGGCGCAAGCUUUGACGGAUAUGGAACUGCUCUACGUGGAAAUGUGGUUCGAGAAACAACUCAUGGAGUACGACCGUGUAUUUGCCAGUAUGGCAGUACCAGCGUGUUGUUGGAGAAGAACUGGAGAGAUCUUCAGAGGCAAUAACGAGAUGGCGGAACUUCUCCACGUUCCCGUCGAGAACCUGCGCGACGUACGUGUUCUGGUCAUUCUAAGCAUUUGA